Molecule: messenger RNA, 1960 nt
Organism: Macadamia integrifolia
Lineage: Eukaryota; Viridiplantae; Streptophyta; Magnoliopsida; Proteales; Proteaceae
Product: sugar transport protein 14-like
Exons: 3
Coding region: 337-1869 (510 amino acids)
Biological process (GO): monosaccharide transmembrane transport
Cellular component (GO): membrane
Molecular function (GO): monosaccharide transmembrane transporter activity
Source: RefSeq, a predicted model, not a curated record
GUGGCUUUCUCUUCUUUAAGAUUUUUUCUUUUUUCUUUUUUCCUUAUAAAUUAGUCUUUCUUCUCCAAUCUCCCCACCAAGUCUCCUGCUCCACAGUUCAAGUCCAGCUCCUUGUAGUCUUUCAUUUUCAUAGUAAUUGACUGUGAAGUCUGGUCCAGAUAUAAAUCAUCUGGGUAAUUCUUCCUUUGAGAUGAGGAGUACCCAUUGCCUUAUUCCUCUUUCUUGUUCUGUGGGAAUUGGGUUUUCCUUUUGUUAAUUUUAUGUCAUCGGAGACAGAUCUAGGAAAGCUUUGAACACAGAGAGAGUAAUAGAGGGCUCUGUUCAUCUUGCUCAUCAAUGGCGGGUGGAGGAUUUGUGGACCCAGAGGCAGCAAAGAGGGCUCACCUCUAUGAGUACAGAAUCACGAAGGCUUUUGUCUUCGCCUGCUGUGUUGCUGCACUGGGUGGUUCUCUUUUCGGAUAUGAUCUUGGUGUUUCUGGUGGUGUGACUUCCAUGGAUGACUUCUUGAUCCGAUUCUUCCCCAAAAUUUAUGCAAGGAAGCAACGAUCUCUCAAUGAGACAGAUUACUGCAAGUAUGAUAACCAGGUCCUCACACUCUUCACUUCCUCUCUCUACUUUGCCGGCCUUGUCUCCACAUUUGGGGCCUCAUAUUUAACCAGAACUAAGGGUAGAAGAGCAAGCAUUCUCUUUGGUUCAGUCAGCUUCUUCCUUGGGGGCCUCUUGAAUUGUUGUGCUAUCAACAUAGCAAUGCUCAUUAUAGGCCGUAUCCUUCUUGGUUUCGGCAUUGGAUUUGGGAAUCAAGCUGUCCCUCUCUAUCUUUCAGAGACGGCGCCGCCGAAGAUCAGGGGAAUGAUUAACCAACUGUUCCAACUAACCACCUGCCUUGGCAUUCUGGUUGCCAAUAUCAUCAAUUACUUCACUGACCAAAUCCACCCAUGGGGUUGGAGAUUGUCUCUUGGUCUAGCCAUGGUCCCUGCUGCUCUUAUGUUUAUUGGAGGCCUUUACCUUCCUGAGACUCCCAAUAGCCUUGUUGAGCAAGGAAAACUAGACCAAGCAAGAAAGAAUUUGGAAAGAAUUAGAGGAACCACCAAAGUAGAUGCAGAGUUUCAAGAUCUCCAAUUAGCUAGUGAUGCAGCAAGAGCUAUUAAGAAUCCUUUCAGGAACCUUUUGGCAAGAAAGAACCGUCCACAGUUUGUGAUUGGAGCUUUGGGUAUCCCUGCUUUCCAGCAACUCACUGGCAUGAAUUCCAUACUCUUCUAUGCUCCUGUCAUUUUUCAGAGCCUGGGUUUUGGAUCAAACACUUCUCUCUACUCGUCUAUCAUUACAAGUAGUAUGCUUGUUGUUGCAACCUUCAUUUCAAUGUAUGUUGUUGAUAGAAAAGGUAGAAGGUUCCUCUUCAUGGAAGCUGGUUGCCAAAUGAUCAUCUCCAUGCUGGUGGUGGCCAUUGUUCUGGGCCUCAAGUUUGGACAUGGAGUGCAACUACCUAAAUCAUAUGGAGCCAUCCUAGUUGUUAUGAUUUGUGCUUUUGUCCUUGCUUAUGGUUGGUCAUGGGGACCUCUAGGAUGGUUAGUACCAAGUGAACUCUUCCCUUUGGAAACAAGAUCAGCUGGGCAGAGCAUAGUAGUCUGCAAUAACCUUUUCUUUACAGCUCUGGUUGCGCAGUGUUUCCUAGUGUCUCUCUGCCACCUUCGAUAUGGAAUCUUCUUGCUGUUUGCAUCUUUGAUUAUGGUUAUGAGUUGCUUCAUUUACUUCCUCUUGCCAGAAACAAAACAAGUCCCCAUAGAGGAGAUAGUGUUCCUAUGGCAGAACCAUUGGUUCUGGAAGAAAUAUGUUGAAACAUCUGAUGAGAAGGUGGUUCAAGAGGGUUAAAAUCUCCACUGAUCCAAGAGAUUUUCUAUCAUUGUUAUAUGGAAUUUAUUGUAUGCAAUUGUUUCUUGAUAGAUGUCAUUACUUUUCCCUA